Rubroshorea leprosula is the source of this 1612-nucleotide messenger RNA. The record is from the annotation of a GenBank genome assembly. NCBI's taxonomy places the organism in Eukaryota, Viridiplantae, Streptophyta, Magnoliopsida, Malvales, Dipterocarpaceae.
AGUGUGUAAAACACGAGCAUUGAGUACCAUUCUAUGAGAGAGUGGAGUGAAACAUGUAAGGGAGUGUUGUGAGGUCCUUUUUAUUCUUCUGUUUCUAACAUUUGUCACAAGUUUCAAUCAUGUCAAGUGGUGAUGACAAAUCAACCACUAGAGGCCACCAUGUGGAUGAAUCCUUCAUGCUCAAAGUAAUGCAACAACAAUUUCAUAGGCUGGACAUCAUGUUUGGUGAGAUUAAAGACAAAAUGGAGAAGCAAGAUGCAGCGAUAGCCAAGUUAUACCAAACACAAAAUGGAAGUCUAAAUUUGCGUAAGAAUGAUGCGAAUGAUGAUUUCGAUGACGAUUAUAAUGAUGCAUUCAACAAUGACGCCCAGAACUCAAAUUUCAGCAUGGACAGAUUUAUGAGAGGUAGAGGGGGUCAAAGACAUAGAUUUAACAAAGGAGACCAAAAUCUGGCAAGGUGGGGAGAUCAGCAAGAUCAUGACUUAGGCAGCAUCAAGAUGAAGAUUCCUCCGUUUCAAGGGAAAAAUAAUCCAAAUGUGUAUUUGGAGUGGGAAAAGAAGGUGGAAUUGGUGUUUGAUUGCCAUAACUAUUCUGAGGAGAAAAAGGUGAAACUAGCAACGGUGGAAUUUACUGAUUACGCUGUGGGCCUUACUCAAGGGUCCAAAAACAUUGAGGAUUAUCACAAAGAGAUGGAAAUCGCAAUGGUUAGGGCGAAUGUCGAAGAGGACAGAGAAGCAACUAUGGCACGGUUUCUGCAUGGUUUAAAUCGUGAUAUAGCUAAUGUGGUGGAACUGCAGCAUUAUGUGGAAUUAGAAGAUAUGGUGCAUAUGGCGAUGAAAGUAGAACAACAACUCAAGCCUAAUGGAAUUGCGGUAGAUGAAGAAAAGAUUAAGGCUAAAGAAUGGCCAACACCUAAGAAUUUUUCUAAGGUGUGGAGUUUUCAUGGUUUGGUGAGUUUCUACUGGAGAUUCAUCAAGGACUUCAGCACAAUUGCAGCUCCAUUGAUUGAAAUCGUGAAAAAAAGUGUUGGAUUUAAGUGGGAAAGUAUUAGCAUUGGCGCUGUUUUGAUGCAAGAGCGACGAACUGAGCAAUAUGCAAAUCAGGCCAACAAAGGGUGUAAGAAAGUUGUGUUUGAACCUGGAGAUUGGGUUUGGGUGCAUAUGCGGAAGGAGCGAUUCCCUGCACAAAGGUAUUCUAACUUGCAACCAAGAGGCGAUGGACCAUUUCAAGUGAUUGCAAGGAUAAACGACAAUGCAUACAAGUUGGAGCUUCCUGGUGAUGAUUUGAGGACAAAUCCUUUUGAGGAGAGAGGGAAUGAUGGGAAUCAAGAUGACCCCACAUGUAUCACGUCAAGAGAUCCAUUACAUAUUCCAAGAGGUCCAGUCACGAGAGCUAGACCUAAGAAGAUGCGAGAAGCUUUAAAUGGCCUUAUUGAGCAGAUCUGGGUUGAUAACAACAUGCACAAGUAAAUCAAAGCUUGGAUGAUUGUCAAUGCAUGAUAAACAUUAUUCAGGUUGAAGAAAAGCUUAAUUGAGGUCAUUUGUGCUAAAUUACACAGUUUGCAUCAAUCUCGCAAUUCUGUCGCAAUUUGUAACAAACUGAUAUUUCAUGU